AUGGCGAAAAGAAAGAGGCAAUCCGCUGCUGCCAGCGAGCCUGUUGCAGAGCCUGUAGCUACUAAGAAGUCAAAAACUGUCGACGAAAAGACAAAACCCACCAAGAACAGCACAAAGGCCGUUGAAGCAAAGACACAGACAAAGACGAAGCCGACGACAGCCAGCACAAAGUUUGUGGAGGAAACUAUUCAGAUCGUCGCCGGAUCCUACGACCGAGUUCUCCAUGGACUGACGGCCGCAAUUGGCGACAAGGGAGACGCCGAAUUCGCCGAUACGUUCCUCUUCAAUGCGCACGCAUCCGCCAUUCGAUGCGUCGCCGUCUCUCCUGUGUCUCCCCCGAUCCCAGGGCAAACUCAGAAGGUUCUGCUGGCUUCUGGCAGCACUGACGAGCGAGUUCACGUAUACAAUUUGUCGGCGCAUCCACCGAGCAAGAAGAAUCGCGAUGCAUUGGCUAGCGUGGCCCCGAGACCGAUCCUGGAGAACCCCAAGAACAGAGAGCUGGGAACCUUGCUACACCACGACUCAACGAUUACAGCGCUGAGAUUCCCUACGAGGUCAAAGCUACUCUCGGCGAGUGACGAUUCGACAAUUGCUGUGACACGUACACGAGACUGGGGCAUGCUGAGCAAUAUCAAGACGCCGAAGCCAAAGGCACAUGGCCGACCGACUGGAGAUACAGCGCCGUUCGGCGGCACACCGUCCGGAGUCAACGACUUUGCGAUCCAUCCCAGCAUGAAGCUGAUGAUUAGUGUCAGCAAGGGCGAGAGAUGCAUGCGACUGUGGAAUCUCGUCACCGGAAAGAAGGCGGGCGUGCUAAGCUUUAGCAAGGAGAUGCUGAGAGAGGUUGGAGAGAGCAAGCAUUCGAGCGGCGAGGCGCGGAGAGUGACCUGGGGAACUGCGGACGGGGCGGACGAGUUUGCAGUUGGGUUCGAUCGCGACGUGGUUGUCUUUGGCAUGGACAGUGUGCCAAAGUGCAGGGUCAUGCCGACGACUAGGGUCAAGAUACACCAGUUUAGCUAUGUUACGGUUGAUGAGGAGGCGGGCGAUGCGCUGUUGGCUGUGGCGACAGAGGAUGGUCGUGUUGCAUUUUUCUCAACAAAGGCAGACGACCUCUCAAAACCCGAACCAUCAGACAAGGACGACAAGAAGGCGCCGGAAGCAACUCUCCCCGUCGCCAAGUUCGUCGGCUACGUAGGAGGAGAAGGCGUCUCGGGCAGAAUCAAGGACUUUGUCGCUAUACCCAGCACCGGUAACCCCGGUACACUGUACGUGGUUGGGGCAAGCAGUGAUGGCAAGAUUAGGGUGUGGACGGUGCAGGCGAAGGAGCUGCUGGAGGCGGCGAGGGAGAAGGAGGCCAAGGUUGAGAAGCCGGCGGGAGUGUUGAGGGGGACAUAUGUGACGCAUAACAGAGUUACUUGCUUGGCGGCGUUUUUGAUGGUGGAGAGGCCGGAGGGAGCGGAGGAUAGUGAGGAGGAGGAGGUCGAAGAGGGCGAAGAGGAUGAUAGCGAGGAGGACGACGAUGAGUAA
This is a messenger RNA of Trichoderma virens Gv29-8, 1527 nucleotides long. RefSeq lists its product as uncharacterized. Gene Ontology annotation, molecular function: protein binding. The transcript has a single exon. Lineage: Eukaryota; Fungi; Ascomycota; Sordariomycetes; Hypocreales; Hypocreaceae. The record is from RefSeq and is a predicted model, not a curated record. Bases 1 to 1527 code for a protein of 508 amino acids.